This is a messenger RNA of Homalodisca vitripennis (glassy-winged sharpshooter), 1332 nucleotides long. RefSeq names its product beta-1,3-glucan-binding protein-like. The transcript is spliced from 9 exons. The record is from RefSeq and is a predicted model, not a curated record. Lineage: Eukaryota; Metazoa; Arthropoda; Insecta; Hemiptera; Cicadellidae. Gene Ontology annotation, molecular function: carbohydrate binding; hydrolase activity, hydrolyzing O-glycosyl compounds. Gene Ontology annotation, biological process: carbohydrate metabolic process. Bases 1 to 1284 code for a protein of 427 amino acids.
AUGGGGAGUCCAUACCCUCCCAGCAACCAAUACAGGCUGGUAUUCCAUAUCAACAUCAAUAAGGAGUUCGAAGGCUGGAAGAGAGGCGAAUUGAACGAGGGCAUCAUCCUCGGGAACGGUCAACUCUGGAGCUACACCUUCCCCAACCUCCAGGUGUUCCCUGAGGACACCAUCUACUACUGGAUAGAGGUCCAUGGGUUCGACUGGGAGAAGGGUUACAAGGGCAACUACAAAGUUAGUCAGCCUGCGCCCUUGGGUGGUGCGCCUUCAGGAGAGGACAACCUCGGUGACUUGAGGCCGUGUAGAGGACUCUCGGCCACCACCUACUCCGGGGGCCGCAGGGCCUGUCUGGGCGAGCAGAUCAUCCACUCCUACACCCACGUGGCGCAGAAGUACAAGCGGAGAGGCUCCCAGUACUUCAUGCAGAGUGUGAGGCAGAUCGCCGGCCCCAGACCGGAGGAAACGUUUACAGUAUUUUCCAACGAGAAUAUCAUCUGGAACUCUACCCACAAUGCCUUUGUACCAACAACACUUGAACAGAAAUACGGACCUUCUGCUGUAGACGCCACCAACUUCACCAUUCCAGAUUGUACAUCAGAUGAGCCAAAUCUCUGCAGUGCGGAGGCAAUGGGCUACUUGAUCCUUCCACCGAUCAUCUCUGCCAGACACUCCACAGAGAAGACAUUCUCCUUCUGCUACGGAGUCUUGGAGGUCACUGCCAAGCUACCCAGAGGAGACUGGAUAGUCCCAGAACUGUGGCUCCUACCUAAAGACAACAAGUACGGUAACAGUUCUGGUAGGAUCAUCCUGGCCAUGUCCCGCGGAAACCUGAAUCUGUCAUCUGCCGAACAGGACUACAGUGGGAGGGUCCUGGAGGCCGGAGUGGAAACAGCCUCUGGAGCCAGGAUGUUCAAAAAGAUCCAGGAUAGGCCAUGGUCCAGCGAUUAUCAUAAGUUCAAGCUGGUGUGGACUCCAGAUAAGCUGGAGUUCUUAGUGGAUGAAGAGGUGAUUGGCAAGAUCCAACCUGGAGAAGAGGGUCUGGAGCCCGGACUGCAGGGAUCAAAAAUGGCACCAUUCGAUCAGGAAUUCUAUUUGGUGUUCGGGCUCCAUGUGGGCGGUGAUAAGGACUUCCCUGACUCAAUCAUCGGCAAGCCUUGGAAAAACUACGAACCCAAGAAUAAACUGAAGUUCUGGUUUGCUCGAGACAGUUGGCUGCCCACUUGGGGCAUACAUUCCGUCUUUCUCAUAAAAGGACUUUCGAUCACUGCCUUGCAUCAGCCUUAAACUGUGUGUUUUAUUCUGCUGUUGUUCCAAUACAUGUUUUUAUUCCAA